AUGAGAGGCUCAGAGUCGGGUCGAUCUGGCUGCUACCGUUCCGGAAGAUCCGGUUGAGGAAGGCCCCGCAGUGGGAGAUCCCGAUGGAGUGGGCGCCAGAGAGGGUGACCAGCUCGUCGGGUGUCAGGUUCUUCUGGGCGAAGCGUCGGAUGAGAUCACUGGCGUUAGCGAACGGGGAAGGCAGGUUGACCUCAGAGAUGUUGGAGACGACGCCAUCCCGGCGGCCGGCGGGGACUUGGUAGGAGAUGUUGCCGGCGAGGGCGGCGCUGUCACGGGCGGCGAAGGUGAGGAUGUCAGCGCAGGAGACGACGUCGGGGCACGCGGCCUCGAUGGCCGCCUUAGCGGCGUCGAUCACCUCGAAGCCGCGGAGGCUCAGAUUGGGGAGCGCAUCCUUCUCGGAGGGGUUCCCCGGGGUGGUGUUGAGGAGCACCGAGGCGUCGCAGCCCUGGGAAUGAGAUCAGCGGUCAAGCUCUGA
Messenger RNA from Spirodela intermedia, 475 nucleotides. NCBI's taxonomy places the organism in Eukaryota, Viridiplantae, Streptophyta, Magnoliopsida, Alismatales, Araceae. The record is from the annotation of a GenBank genome assembly.